This is a messenger RNA of Brassica napus (rape), 1329 nucleotides long. Its product is annotated as VAMP-like protein YKT61. The transcript is spliced from 7 exons. NCBI's taxonomy places the organism in Eukaryota, Viridiplantae, Streptophyta, Magnoliopsida, Brassicales, Brassicaceae. Gene Ontology annotation, biological process: endoplasmic reticulum to Golgi vesicle-mediated transport. The record is from RefSeq and is a predicted model, not a curated record. Bases 63 to 662 code for a protein of 199 amino acids. Gene Ontology annotation, molecular function: SNAP receptor activity. Gene Ontology annotation, cellular component: Golgi apparatus.
UCUGUCUCUCUCUCUCUCUCUCUCUCUCUCUCUUGAUUAAAAGUGAUCCACCAGAGUUAAUUAUGAGUAUCACGGCCUUGCUUGUUCUCAAGUGCACUCCCGAUACUCCAAACCCAGUUAUCCUCGCUCACGCAUUCGACUUCUCUGGAUUCAACUAUUUCUACCACCCUAACAUCUCAGAGUUCGUUCGCUUCUUCGGCAGUACUGUCGCUGGCAGAACCCUUCCUUCUCAGCGCCAAUCUGUUAAACACAAAGACGAAGUAGUGCAUGCUUACAACAGAAACGGCCUCUGCGCCGUGGGAUUCAUGGACGACUGUUAUCCUGUUCGAAGUGCUUUUUCUCUUCUCGAUCAGGUUCUUGAUGAGUACCAGAAGAUAUUUGGUGAGACAUGGAGGUCAGCAAAAGAAGUCUCUAACCAGAAGUGGCCAUACUUAGUAGAAGCUUUAGAAAAAUUUAAGGACCCGGCGGAAGCUGAUAAGCUGUUGAAAAUACAGAUUGAGCUGGAUGAGACCAGUAUUAUCAUUCAUAAAACCAUUGAUGGUCUCCUAGCCCGAGGUGAAAAGCUGGACAAUUUAGUGGAGAAGAGUUCAGAUUUAAACAAGGCAUCAAAGAUGUUUUACAAGCGAGCGAGGAAAACAAACUCAUGUUGUACAAUUCUCUGAAGCUGCAAUGCAACUCUUGCAUCUCCCUCUGCUAUAUAGAAUUAGGGAAAUGUGCAUUUACAUAAUAACUUAUACGACAAGGAAGAAGCUGUUCCUUGUCGGUUAUGAGAAUUUCAUAAGACAAGGAUAACGUGUUAUGGAAGUUAUGAACAAUUUAUGAUUUACUGUUCUCAGUGUUAAUUUAGUUUAUGUUUUCUUUUGUUAUGUGGCUAAUCUCUAUGAAUGCAUAUGUAUAAUGGAAUAUUCAGACAUACACAGCACAUAAAGAGACGCUAAUUAUAUAGAAGAAUAAAUCUGAAGCACAUUAUUAAAUUGGUGGUUUAAUGGAAGUAAAGAGAGUACUACCUCCUAUCAUAAUUGUCACCCCAUACUUAAAAACUGCUCGUCCCUUCAAAUCAACCAACGUGCCAUUGUUGUGAAUGCGACGUUUUGACUUUUAACUUUGUGUCAGAGGAGGUACGAGUUGUGAGCAAAGCCGAUAACGACGCUAGUAGUUCGUAUUUGCAGUUAAUUUUUCUUUUUUGGGGGUGGGGUGGGGGGAUGCGCAUUGAAUCAUGUAAUGCGGGUUAGGAAACCAAUACAAACCAGCCCCAACCAAACAUAAGUAUAUUUCUAAAUCAUUUGGUUGAUGAUCUUGAACAAAUAGACUAAUGUGUUUAUUUAAUUA